AUGUCGGAGAUAUCUGAUGCGAUGUCGAUGGAAGAAGCAAUCAGCAACACCUCACCACCAGAAAUUUCACCCAUACCAGAAAGUCCAAGUGAAGAAUCCAAUCAUGUUAAAUUGAUAUCUUCAACAUCGAUUCCUUUCGAUACUCAACGAUGCAACAGUUCUCCGUCGAAUCUUACCGACACGAACAACAAUACCGAAACCUUUCCAUCGUCAGAUUCUGCUAAUUCAACAUUGUUCGUUGUUACAUCUCCCUCAUUCAAUUCCGAUCUUUCGUCUGAACAAAAUGAUGACGUCAAUCAAUUAGACUCAUCGUCAGUUUCAUAUCUUCAAAGCAAACAACGUCGAAUCGAUCAUAGAAGGAAUAGGAGUGAACCAGUUAAAAGCCAAAGUACUGAAGAUCUCUCUUCAAACAGUGUCAUCAAUAAUGAUUCUUCCAACAACAACACUCCAACUGAAAUUCGAAAGAAAUCUACUGCUGCUACAACUCCAUCAUCAUCGUCGUCAUCGCGAAAGAAGAAGGCUUGGUAUAAUCCAUUUCAGUCAACGUACCGUCAACGAUACGAAGAAUUUCGUAAACUCUUCAAAGAUGUCCCAGACGAGGAACGAUUGAUCGUUGAUUAUUCCUGUGCUUGGCAAAAGGAUAUCUUAGUGCAAGGUCGAGUAUAUUUAUCACAGAAUUAUUUAUGUUUUUAUGCAAAUAUACUCAAUUGGAAGUCACACUUAUGUUUAAAAUUCGACGAUAUUGUUGGUAUAACUCGUGAGAAAACUGCCAAAGUCAUUUCCAAUGCUAUUGAAAUUAAAACAAACAAAGGCGAGAAAUAUUUCUUUGCAAGCUUUGUAACACGGGAUAAAACCUAUGCAAUCAUGCAUCGAAUAUGGCAAGCAGUCACUGAGAAUCAGCGAAUUUCUUCACAACAACUAUGGACAAUGAUUCAUGAAAGUUAUGGUGAUGAUCUCGAUAUGACGACAGAUGAUGAUGACAGUUACCGUAAAUCAGCAUUAAAUUCUCCAUCAGAUAAGCCAUCAUCCAAAUCGCCAUCGCAAUCUUUGGAUAAAUACGAUCGUUUAACUCCGAAUUCAAUUCUUCCAACUCCACUUCCACAACAAGAAGAUGACCAAUCAAGUGUCUCGUCGCGUGGUGAGCAUGCGUCUGAUGAUGAGGGAAUAAUUCCAAUUGGAGAAGAAGCACGAACGAAUACACUGAUGCGUCGACCGCAAUUGACUUCUACCGAACCAAGCAUCAGUCCAACGUCUGAAGUCCGCUAUCUAACAAAAUGUCAUUGCCAAUCACACUUAGCAACUGAACUAAUCAAUCGAACGUAUCCAAUGUCAGUUGAACAUCUAUUCGAUUGCAUAUUUGGUAAUAAUCAAUUCCUUGUUGCCUAUCGGGCGUCACGUCGUAUCAAAGAUUUUCAUUCGGUUGAAUGGAAAAUGAAUGAUGAAACCGGAAAACGUGAACGAGUAUGCACUUAUAAAGUAACAGUUUCUGCCGUUUUUGGAUCGACAACAAUUUGUUCAAAUGAAAGACAAAUUAUCGACUGUGAACAACCGAAAUCACAUUAUAUGCUCGAUACUGAAGUUCGAAAUGAAGGAAUUAAAUACGCUGAUUCAUUCUUUGUAGCAUCUCGCUAUUGUCUGGUACAAACAGGCCCGAAUAAAACUCAUCUAAAAGUCACCUGUGAGGUCCGGUAUGUCAAGAGUCUAAUGGCAAUUAUCAAAACGUUCAUCGAAAAAAAUGCCUUGGCUGCUCUUCAAGAUUCAUUUACUGAUCUGAUGAAACGUAUUGAUCAAGAAUCUUCCAGCAAACCUCGAGCUCUUAGCAUUAGUAAUAAUAAUGAAACACCAAAUGUCGCUGAAUCACCGUCAUUACCGACGAGACGGCUGUCACGGCAACAACAACCAGAUGAACUUUUAUCCUCUGUCAAUGAUCUUUCCAUAAACUCUCAAGACGACGACAUGGAGCCCAUUCAUGAUCAAAAACGUGCAGAUGCUGUUAUCUCAGAUUUAUCUCGGAAUAGUGUCUUCAUCCCAUUCUGUUUUAUCACAAUGUUACUUUUACUAAUUGUCAAUAUAUUUUUAUGUAUCAAAUUGAAUCAAAUCGAUCAAAUGACCGAACGCCUUGUACAAAGUUAUCCAUCAUGGUUGAACCAAUACUCAUCUGAACAGGAUGAAAAUCAAUGGUCAUUUCUGUUAAAAAGACAAGAAGAGUAUUAUCAAACGCAACUAAACAGUCUACAUUCAGUUUUAACAACAACGCACCGUGCUUUGAGGAAUGUAACGGAAACGUUGCAUCAAUUGUCGAAGUUAAGCAGUGGAUCAAGUUGA
This is a messenger RNA of Adineta ricciae, 2325 nucleotides long. The record is from the annotation of a GenBank genome assembly. Lineage: Eukaryota; Metazoa; Rotifera; Eurotatoria; Adinetida; Adinetidae.